GGAGGAAAAAAUAGGAGGGACAAGCAUGCAAAGCCUCGUCUCUCUGUCCGUGGCUGCAGCACGUCGUUGUCUUGCAUUCAAGGCAGAGGGAAGAGGACACAGCAGCAUUUAAGCUUUCAGAGUAAAAUAGGUCUACUCUGGGGGCUGAUGGUGUUCUUGGCGCACAGUGUUAGAUACUUGCAGUAAAACUAAAAAAGACUUGACAGUGGUGAACACUAGCUAGCUAAGCAAGUCAAGAUGAUUCCAGACAAAGCGCCAAGGGAGGACGUAUAUCAUGCUGGUGGCGAUUUGAAGAAAGAGGCCCAUAUACCCAGCUUUGAGAAAUACAAGGAAAUGUAUAUGAAAUCGAUUGAGAACCCUGACGAGUUUUGGGGAGACAUUUCCAAAGAUUUCUUCUGGAAAACGAAGCACACAGGGCAAUUCAUGGACUACAACUUCGAUGUCACCAAGGGUGAGAUCUUCGUCAAGUGCAUGGAAGGGGCCACCACCAACAUCUGCUACAAUGUGCUGGAUCGCAACGUACAUGAGAAGAAACUGGGGGACAACAUUGCCUUCUACUGGGAAGGGAAUGAGCCAGGGGAUGAGAUGACCAUAACAUACAGGGAGCUUCUCCAGCGAGUCUGCAAGUUUGCCAAUGUCCUGAAGUCACAAGGUGUGAAGAAGGGGGACCGUGUGUCCAUCUACAUGCCCAUGGUGGUGGAGCUGGUGGUGGCUAUGCUGGCCUGUGCUCGCAUCGGAGCCGUGCACUCCAUCGUGUUUGCCGGCUUCUCGGCGGAAUCCCUGUGCGAGAGGAUCUUGGACUCGCAGUGUUCGUUGCUUAUCACUGCUGAUGGCUUUUAUAGAGGAGAUAAGCUGAUCAACCUGAAGGUGAUCGCUGACGAUGCACUGCAGAAGUGCAGGGACAAAGGUGUUCCUAUUAAGAGGUGUAUCAUACUGAAGCAUCUGUCUAAAGAGGAGGCCGCUGCCCCGGGCUCCCAGUCUCCUCCUGCCAAACGCCCCUGUCCUGACCUGCAGCAGGAGAAACAGAAAGAAAGAGUAAAGAGGGUCCGCCCCGUCCCCCAGGUGCCAUGGAACCCGGACGUGGACCGGUGCUGGCACACGCUGAUGGACGGAGUGUCGGACGAGUGCGAGCCGGAGUGGUGCAACUCGGAGGACCCCCUCUUCAUCCUCUACACCAGCGGCUCUACGGGGAAACCCAAGGGAGUACUGCACACAGUGAGUGGGUAUAUGCUGUACACAGCCACCACCUUCAAGCUGGUGUUUGACUACCAGCCGUCAGACGUAUACUGGUGCACAGCAGACAUCGGCUGGAUCACGGGUCACUCCUACAUCACCUACGGCCCCCUGGCCAAUGGGGCCACCAGUGUGCUGUUUGAGGGUCUGCCCACCUACCCUGAGGUGAGCCGCAUGUGGGAGAUUGUUGAUAAGUACCGCGUGACCAAGUUCUACACGGCGCCCACCGCCAUCCGCCUGCUCAUGAAGUACGGCAGUGAGCCCGUGAAGAAGUGUAAGCGGGACUCUCUGAAGGUGCUGGGGACUGUGGGGGAGCCCAUCAACCCGGAGGCCUGGCAGUGGUACUACACCGUGGUGGGGGAGAGGAGGUGCCCGGUGGUGGACACCUUCUGGCAGACGGAAACGGGCGGACACGUGUUGACACCGCUUCCAGCAGCAACACCCAUGAAGCCGGGAUCAGCAACCUUUCCAUUCUUUGGAGUUGUUCCUGCCAUCCUGAAUGAGUCAGGAGAGGAGCUGGAGGGACCAAGUGAUGGUUACCUGGUGUUCAAACAGCCAUGGCCAGGCCUGAUGAGGACAGUGUACAACAACCACCCAAGGUUUGAGACCACCUACUUCAAGAAAUUCCCUGGAUACUAUGUCACAGGAGAUGGUUGCCGUAGGGAUAAGGACGGGUACUACUGGAUCACAGGGAGGAUAGAUGACAUGCUAAAUGUGUCUGGUCACUUGUUGAGCACAGCGGAGGUGGAGUCAGCACUGGUGGAGCAUGAGGCGGUAGCGGAGGCAGCGGUGGUGGGACGGCCUCACCCGGUGAAAGGCGAGAGCCUCUAUUGCUUCGUCACGCUCAACGACGGAGUCAACUACAGCCGAACGCUGGAGGCCGAACUCAAGCAGCAGGUGAGGGAGAAGAUUGGUGCCAUUGCCACACCAGACUACAUUCAGAAUGCUCCGAGCCUUCCCAAAACCAGAUCAGGUAAGAUUAUGCGGCGCGUGCUUCGCAAGAUCGCCAGUAAUGAGCGCGACCUGGGCGACGUGUCCACAUUGGCCGACAGCUCGGUCAUCGAGCAACUCUUCCAGAACCGCUGCUGCACUACCGUCUGACCAGCAGGGGGAGCCGGCCUGCAGUGGCACACUCCACGUCCAAUAGGGGCGGCUAAUGGGGGAGAGCAGAGUCUAUGGGAUAGGGUGGGUAGGGUAGAGUAGAGUUAGGGUAAAGCAUAGAGAGAUGGGUGAGGGAAAGGGCCAGAACAACCAUGGAGAUGUAUAAAUCGCGCUGUGGAGACCAGACUGCCAGGAACAUCUGGGAUCCUUUCAGAUGGACAGGAAACUAAAAUAUGAAAUAAGAGAAGAAAUAUCUCUGUUCUACACUAGGGGCAGAGUAGAUCUGUAUAUUAGCAUUAUUUCGUUUUUAACCAUGUUUUGUUUUGUUGUUUUUUUUUUUUUUUUACAAUGUGUCCUUUUAUUUUUUUUGUAGAUGUAUUUUGUCUUUCAUGCCAUUCUUACCAUUGUUAGACACGCUUCACAUUGCAAUGACUGAGAUCAGACCCGGUCCUCUCCAAGAGUUGACCCGGUAGGCUGCUGCUUUAACCGCUUGUGGGUCAUUCUCUGUGUAGGAUGAUACAACUGAUUGUAUUUAAAUAGAAGGAAAGGACUAAGCAGUCAGGGUGUCAGGUUUUAUUUCUCUUUUUCUGUGAAGCGCUUUUUGUGGUCAUAGUCAUGCAUGUCGUAUUCAUGACUUUAAAGCUCUUGUGUGAAUGUGCCAACAACUUGGAAAAUGGGUUCCUUAUAAUUGUGUCUGUUUUGACAAACAGAGUUGAGUUUGUGUCCUAAUGUUUUUUCCUUACCAUGAAAUAAUAUUAUACCCUUAGCUUGUUGUAAGGGUGCAAGUACUUUUUUUAAUUUUAUUAAUGGUCUUUUAUUUUUUAAACCCAGGGCAAUAACAUUAUUCUCUAAAGAGGCCUCAAUCUUUCAACAUUGUCUGUAGACUUUCACAGUGGAGAAUGUCAAAACCUCGUCAAAACUAGCUCCCACUUCAGCUUGAGUUCUCUCUUCUAGAGGACGCUUCUGAGACACACACACACACACACACACACACACACACACACACACACACACACACACAAUCACACGCACAAUCACACACAUACAAACCACUCCUCUGUCCUCAGGUUCCUGUACUCUGCAUGAGUUGUGUUUGUGCUUCAUGUUCGGUUGUCCACCUGCCACACGUGACGUGACGUGGGUCUACAUAAGUGCUCCUCUCCUCCUCAGGAGAUCCCUGACGUGUCAAUGCUACCAAACCGAGCCUUCGCGUCAACUACGUGGUUCCUCUUUAGAACCUUUUAUUCCUUGUGCAUUGUAUCGCUUGAAUAAAUGAGUUCAGUGUGACAUCUUUUGGUAAAUGACUAAAUGUAAUAUUUUUGUGUUAGUCAAGUCAAGCCUGUAGCGGUGUCUUACCAUGAGACAAGAGUGUGGUGCUCCUUCACUUUUGUGCUUCAUUGUGUUUGGGCUCUGCAAUUGAGGUUCCUAUUGUAGGAGAAUUAACAGAUUUGAUUUAUUCCAAGCCUGUAGUGCAACUUGUGGACCUCAAAUAAGAAAACAAGAAAUUUCCACUUUAUUGUUGACUACCGACAUUCAGCUGUCAAAACAUUUUUUAUUUCUUUUCUGUGUAAACACUGUAAAAUACAUUUCCAAAGACAGAUCGGAGCCCUCAGAUGUCAUGCCUUUGAGUUAACGAAAUGCUCUUUGUUGUUUUCCGAUAAUCCUUUUUUGUUGUUGUUGUUCGUAUCAUCUCAGUGCAUCCAAGGGUCAUAAACAAUGUUUAAUGAUCGAAGGUGUGAAAGAAUAAAACAAACAACUGAAAGGAA
Messenger RNA from Clupea harengus (Atlantic herring), 4100 nucleotides. RefSeq names its product acyl-CoA synthetase short chain family member 2 (gene acss2). Gene Ontology annotation, molecular function: AMP binding; acetyl-CoA synthetase activity. Gene Ontology annotation, cellular component: cytoplasm. Lineage: Eukaryota; Metazoa; Chordata; Actinopteri; Clupeiformes; Clupeidae. The record is from RefSeq and is a predicted model, not a curated record.